Molecule: messenger RNA, 1458 nt
Organism: Lycium barbarum (goji berry)
Lineage: Eukaryota; Viridiplantae; Streptophyta; Magnoliopsida; Solanales; Solanaceae
Product: ethylene-responsive transcription factor 5-like
Exons: 1
Coding region: 263-1147 (294 amino acids)
Biological process (GO): regulation of DNA-templated transcription; ethylene-activated signaling pathway
Molecular function (GO): DNA-binding transcription factor activity; DNA binding
Source: RefSeq, a predicted model, not a curated record
UUGCCACUUAUUAUAUAUAUAUAUAUAUAGUAAUAUAUAUACAUUUCCACUUCCCCUAUCCACUCUUCAUCAAACACUUACAAAGCUUCAUUGAAUAAUUCAUCCUUCUUCACUUUUUUUCUUCAAACUGAAAAAUAUUGUUAUGAUUGGAUUUAAACCUUAAUCUGUCAUCUUAGGCCAACUCGGCCAUCUCAACAUAUUCGUCCUCGUUUUCACUUGCUCUCUCUCUCUUUUCUUUUUUCUCAAUUUUUUUGGAUUUGUAAUGGAAUGUUUUAAUGAAUAUUUUGCAUUGGAGGAAAUUAGAAAUCAUCUCCUCGGGGAUUUUUCCCCGAAAACUUCGAAAUUUGGAGCGGAACUAACUAGUACUAGUGAGUGUACUAAUAAUACUGUGACGGAUGGCUUGAAUUCUUUUGAUUUUUUCUCCGAUUUUGAAGCUGAUUUCUUUCAAUUUGGAACCGAAUUUUCAAAUUGGAGCUCUCAAUCAGCAAAUUCAGUCAAACUCGAAUCGGAGCCGUCGAUUUCAAGCUCCGAUUACGAUGAAAACAAGAGCAACUUCUUUCAGUUUGAAUCGAAACCUCAAGUAAUCAUCGACCUCACAUCACCGAAAUCGAGUAAAGUUAUUGAUCGGAAACCUUCACUAAAAAUUGAUUUACCUCCAGUGAAGAAAUUCGAGUGGAGCAAUUCGACUCAUCAAUCGAAUAAUCCAAUUGUUUCGAUUGAAGAGAGGAAGCAACAUUACAGAGGAGUGAGACGGCGGCCAUGGGGAAAGUAUGCGGCGGAGAUCCGAGAUCCAAAACGGCGUGGUUCUAGGGUUUGGUUAGGAACAUUUGAAACCGCAAUUGAAGCAGCAAAGGCUUAUGAUAAAGCCGCAUUUACGAUGCGUGGAAGUAAAGCAAUAUUGAAUUUUCCAUUGGAGGUGCAGGGAAAGAAUUACCUGAGCGCCGCCGUGGAUGGCGGCGUGAAACGGCGGAGAGAAUCGGAGGAAAUAGGUGAAGAGAAGAGAGUGAAGAAAGUGGAAGAGGAGUCAUGGCCGUUAACGCCGUCAAGUUGGAAUUGUAACGGAAUGUUUGACCUCCCGCCAUUAUCACCGUUAUCGAGUCCUCACCUGGGUUGUUCCACCUUAUUCAAAUCUGAAGUGACUUUAUAACCGAUACUUCUAAUCUAUAUAUAAUAUAAAGCUAGGCAUAGACAAUCCUAUGUGGCACCUCUCUAUGGCCUCCAUUGACAUUUAUUUUUUUUCUCAAUUUUUUGACUUUUCUCCUAUUUUUCUACACCUAUAUGCUACUAAAAAAAAAAAAUUAAAACUCAAUUGUUAAAAUAAUUCUCAAUAUACGUAACUCACUUUUUGCAAUACUCAAUAUUGAAUACUGUUUAAUGCAUUUCACUCUCUUUAGUAACCUUUAAGACCAUCAUUAUCAUUUCAUGAGUUGUAAAAAAUCUCCAUCUAUUUGCAUUCUC